This is a messenger RNA of Pyricularia oryzae 70-15, 692 nucleotides long. RefSeq lists its product as uncharacterized. The record is from RefSeq and is a predicted model, not a curated record. Bases 190 to 504 code for a protein of 104 amino acids. The transcript has a single exon. Lineage: Eukaryota; Fungi; Ascomycota; Sordariomycetes; Magnaporthales; Pyriculariaceae.
GCUUGCCCGGCUUCAUGAAUGUAACUCAAAAAUUUAAGCUGAACACACCACUCUUUUACGGUGCGCUUUUGUAGCAGGUUAUUCAGACAAAACCGUUCCGGAAAGGCACACCUCAAAUAUCCACAGGUCCAAAGCGAAUACACCCACCACACUCAGUGACACCUGUUCAGAAAUGAAGUAACAGGUACAAUGCACACCAAAAACUGGCAAGGACUGCUUCAGUGCCUCGCCUUACUACUGCACGCGACACGGACGCCCGGUCUUCCUGCAGGGAACGAGCAGCUCCAAAAGUUUGAGCUUUACGGGGAGGAAUUUGACGGCAGCGGCGGAUUCAGACUUGCGCUGGGAUCCGCAGGCACCAGAGAGCACUACCCGCGACCGAUGCCGGGUUCUCCUGCCGCCGAGGAGCCGGGCAGGCUGUACGAGGCGAGGAGAAAGGCGCAGGGUAGGGCGAGGGAGGAGGCAUUGGAGCAGUUGAGAGCCCUGGCCGGGGGUGGUGGAUGAUGGCUGUGCGCAAAGGAGAAUGGAUAGAGAGAGGGGCCGUUGUGGGUGCAGAUGGUGUGUUAUUCUAUUCUAGACUAGUUCUAGGGCCUGGGGCGCUAUAAGCCUUGAAGACAUCUCAUUUACUGGGCAGGAUAAGUCCUUAAAGGUACCACAGAUUCAUAGGCUGUUUGCUAUAAGACAAAAGUUGU